Messenger RNA from Ilyonectria robusta, 783 nucleotides. Its product is annotated as peptidase A4 family-domain-containing protein. The coding region runs from base 1 to 783 and encodes 260 amino acids. Gene Ontology annotation, molecular function: glutamic-type endopeptidase activity. NCBI's taxonomy places the organism in Eukaryota, Fungi, Ascomycota, Sordariomycetes, Hypocreales, Nectriaceae. Gene Ontology annotation, biological process: proteolysis. The record is from RefSeq and is a predicted model, not a curated record. The transcript has a single exon.
AUGAAGUUUACUCUUUUUCUCGCCCUGGCCAGCGUUGUUGCAGCCGCUCCUGGCCGCAAGCUCAUCGCACGGGACACCUCUCCCAUCACCCCUCGUUCUGCGCGACGAUCCAGACACAGCUCUGCUCCUAACCAGAGGAUCUUCUCUCUUGAUUCUGCCAAGGACUCCAAUGUCCAGUACUCUGGCAACUGGGGCGGAGCCGUCAAGAUCGGAUCAGGCUACAAUCAGGUCCAAGGCACCAUCACUGUUCCCGAAGUGAGCGGCGAGGAUGGGUCUGCCGCCUCAGCUUGGGUUGGCAUUGAUGGCGACACAUGCCAGACCGCCAUUCUCCAGACUGGCAUCUCCUUCUACGCCGAUGGAACUUUUGAUGCGUGGUACGAGUGGAUUCCCGACUACUCGUACAGCUUCAGCAACUUUGACGUCAGUGUUGGAGAUGAGAUCAAGAUCAGCGUAGACGCUUCCUCCAAGACCAAGGGCGUGGCAACUCUCCAGAACUUGAGCACCAACCAGAAGGUUUCUCAUACCUUUACCAACACGCCCUCUACCCUCUGCGAGACCAAUGCCGAGUGGAUCGUUGAGGCGUUCCAGGAGAAUGGCAGCCAAGUCACCCUCGUCGACUUUGGCACCGUCACUUUCACCGAUGCCUCUGUCUCGGGCUCUGGAGGCACAUCUGGACCCCAGGGAGCGGUUAUUAUUGAUAUUUCGCCUGACCAGGGCCAGACCGUUCUGACUGAGGGUUCUAUCAGUGGGAGCUCGGUCACUGUCGAGUACGUUGGGAACUAA